Molecule: messenger RNA, 2611 nt
Organism: Hypanus sabinus (Atlantic stingray)
Lineage: Eukaryota; Metazoa; Chordata; Chondrichthyes; Myliobatiformes; Dasyatidae
Gene: eif3ja
Product: eukaryotic translation initiation factor 3, subunit Ja
Exons: 8
Coding region: 77-808 (243 amino acids)
Cellular component (GO): cytoplasm; eukaryotic translation initiation factor 3 complex
Molecular function (GO): translation initiation factor activity
Source: RefSeq, a predicted model, not a curated record
CCAGAAACCCCAGACCUCCGGCAUCCCACAGUCCCUCGGCGUGACUGAGCAAGCGGUGGCGGCGGCAGCUGUGGCGAUGGCGGAGCCCGACGACUGGGAGACGGUGGAUUUCGGAACGCAGGAGUCGCCGCUGAAGAAGCCGGUGAUCAUAGACAGAUGGGAAGGCGAGGACGAGGAUGACGACGUGAAGGACAAUUGGGACGAUGAUGAGGAGGAAAAGAAGCCACCCAUCAAGCCAGAUGUCAAGGUUUCAGAAAAGAAGAAAUUAAGUGACAGGAUUAAAGAGAAGGAGGAGAAAGAAAGGCAACAAAAGAAGAAAGCUGCAGCUUUAAAAAAUUCAUUAAAAGCGCAGGAACCACCCGUGCUCUCAACAGAGGAACAACUAGCAGAGAAACUUCGACUAGCGAAGCUACAGGAGCAGGCAGACUUGGAAGUUGCGAAGGAGACAUUUGGCAUGAACAAUGUAACACAGUUUGGAAUUGACUCCAUGUGCCCGUCUACUAGAGAAGACUUUGCAGAAUUUGGAAAGCUCUUGAAAGAAAAGAUCACACAGUUUGAAAAGUCUCUAUAUUAUGUGGACUUCUUGGAAACAUUACUCAGAGAUAUUAGCAUUUCAUUGGAAGCUGAUGACUUGAAAAAAUUGAACAACUCUUUGACGACACUUUAUAGUGAAAAGCUGAAACAGGAAAAGCAAAACAAAGGCAAAAAGAAGAAAAAGGCUCCUGUGCUUGCGGGUGGAUUUAAGGCAAAUCUGAAGGAUGAUCUUGAUGACUAUGAUUACACGCAGGAGUACGACGACUUCAUGUGAUCGCGUCCUCGUGACCAGGCUUCUUCCAGCAUGUUUUUUUUGUAGACUACCUUCUGCUGCUGGUUUGUCCCUGAGCUGCACAGAACCCUUGCAUUGUUAUGGGACUAGCUAGGACACUGGACACCCCAUGGUAAUAUCAGCAGAUUUUAUUGCUGGUACCAUAAUUAUGCAUUGUUGCAGUCAGUGACAACAUUCAGGUAGCACUGUGGAGAACAUACCUGCAUGGAUUUGGGGUGGGUGGGGUGGGGAAGAGAGCUAUAUAUUUGAAAAAAAAAUCUGGAGCCUUGGAGUGUAUGACUCGGCCUCUCUAUUGUGACCUGAGCUGACGUAAUAAUCACGUUUAUUGUGAUACUGUAGAAUUGAAGAGUCGAAUUACUAUUUUUAAAAUUUCAUGCAUUUUGCCAGCUUUUCUUCUCUGAAACAAUCUAACUAGAGAUCCUGAUUUUCCUUGACGUGGCUUUUGGCUUCUGGGUCGGUCUGCCUUAAGAGAACAUGCCUUAAGUGUUCUCUCUGAAUUGGGCUGAUGGGGAGGAGCCAUGUGACCUUCCUAUGAUGUUGCCCAUUUUAUGGCUGCACCUUUGGGAAACUGAAGACUUGUAGAGAAAAUAACUUCUCCAUUUACUCUUCCCUUGAUCAUUUUAAAGUAGAUGAUCUUGUUGCUGUGAGUAGGAACUUGUCGUGUUCAGCCUGGUUGCCACAUUCCUGCAUUAAAACAUCAGUGGUCAAGCACACAGCGUACCUCACUGGCCAUAAAGCACCCUGGGAUGUCCUGAAUUUGUGAGAGGACAGCAGAAGCCCAUGCCCCUAAACAGGGAUAAAUUAUUCUGUGGUUGGAGGAGAAUUCAUCCUUUGGGAUUGGUGUCGUCACUAUAUGGAUGCUGUUGUGGGCAAAAUCUUGUCACAUUGACUACCACUUCACUGGCUUAGCUUGGGGAGGAUUGGCAGACUGGAUUGAUGCCACUUGUUUUUCUAAACAGGAUUAUACUUUUUGAAGUCUUUGGCUUUAGGCAAGUUGGAGAAACACAGUGAGUCUUGAAUGCUGCCUAUUUGACUAGUCCUAUCAGAGACCUGGCAUUUUGUUUUAAAUAAUUUGUUGAAAGCCUUCUGUGUGGAAGUUGGCCCUUGAAAAGAGGUUUUGAAUCAAGGACGCUAGUGAAGGGGGAAAGGGUGGGCCGCAGUGAAGAAGUACUCUUCAAGCCGGCCACUUCCAGUAAUGGAACCAAAUGCGGAAACUUCAGUGAGAAUGUGCAGGCAGAAGUAGUGGUCUUCAUUUUACAUACCCCACUCUAGAGUUUUGGAAUUAACUUCCUUGUGUGUAGUUAAAUAAGGCACGUGCUGCUUACUCAUUGUAACCCCCGACCAGUCCUCCGUAAUGGGUUGGAAGUGCUUGUAAAGUGGCACCAGUGCAGUAUAUGUUCAGUUUAUUAAUUUUAACUGCACUUUACCUGAAUUUUGCAAUGAUCAUGAGGUGCUUUUGCAACCCAAUGUAAUUUCAUAGUAUGGAAAAUAAUGCAUUAUUUUUCAAGUCCCCACAGAAUUAUUUUAGUUGGUGAUUGUGUAUUUUGUGGUCUUAAACACAAAACAGCUUUUAGGAAUAGCUCUUGUACUGUCCAUCUCUCUCUACCCUUCCCAAAUUUAUUUUACAAAACACAAUUUCUUACAGUCUAUUGAUCAGCACAACAGAUGAGUAAUUUAUUUUUAUAUUAACCUCAUCUGUUGCUGAUUAGUUGGGAAGGCAUAACUACAUGUGAACAUAAUUGGACAUUUGCUAUGUUUUGGGAUAAUAAAUGAGUAUUAAUUAUU